CUGUUCUGGGCAGCGUCUCACGGCGAUGCACGCACGGCACACCUGUUCUGUUCCCUACAGCCGCUCUUGUCCAUCACACGAGAGCUGCUGCUUCAUCAUCAUUCACGCUUCCCUCUCCCCCCGAGUCCGCGCGAGCACGUGAACGUAUCUCUUCUCUGCCUUGCUUGCUCAGCUCACACCUUGGCUCGCACGCACCACCCACUCCCGGGCUUGGCUCGUCUGGUCAACGCUUGACCUUAGCAUCAGCAUCAGCAGCAGCAACGGACAUCAACCAUCGUCUUUUGCGCCUUUGACAUUCCCUCUGCUGGCAAACGAGUCAACGCCGCUUGAGGGAAAGGGGGGGGCAGCGCCAGCCAUGUCCAACUUUUUCAGGUCCAUGGGUCGCUCAUCGCGGCCCAAAAAGUCGCCCACGCUGCCCGGCAUGCCCUUUGAAGCGGCGCAAGCGCAGAUGCUGGCCAAUGCGACGGGAGGUCACAAUGUCGGAUUGAACGGCAAGGCGCUGUACAUGUGCAAUCCGUUUGUGAGGUCAGCGCUUAUCAAGGGCAGCUUCAAGACCAUCGUUGCGCUGCCAAAGUAUGUAGACCCAAAGGAGUGGGUGGCUGUCAAUCUGUUUGACUUUUUCAACAAUCUCAACCAAUUCUACGGCGUCGUCACUGAGUUUUGCACGAUUCAAAACAAUCCCACCAUGAGUGCGGGUAUCGGACUCGAUUACACGUGGAUCGAUCAGAAUAGGAAACAAGUCAAGCUGCCCGCGCCGCAGUACAUCGACUAUGUGAUGACUUGGGUGGGAGGACUGCUGUCGGAUGAGGCCACAUUCCCCACAAAGGCGUCUCGAGAGUUUCCGCAGACGUUCUUGACGACUGCAAAGCACGUCUACAAGCAGCUGCUGCGCGUCUUUGCCCACAUUUACCACGCGCAAUUUCCCUAUCUGGUGCACUUGUGCUGCGAAGGUCACUUCAACAGCCUCUUUGCCCACUUUAUCGCAUUCGGAGCCGAGUUUGACUUGUUCAACUUCAAGGAGUUCAAGGGACCCCAAGGCGCUCCUUAUCCUGGCGUAUGCGAUCUCAUCGAAAAGUGGAUCGAGAUGGGCAUCCUGGACGAGGCUGUGCUCAAGUAGGCGAAGAGGAAGGGGAGCGCGAACGGCGAGAUGCGUGCCGGGAGCGCGUGCCAGGAGCUCGCGCCGUCAGUCUGCGAUCGUCGAUUGAAGAGUCCGAUGACGACGCCAUCUCGUCGCGCUAGUCACGACGUAUCAAGGCGUCUGCACACAACGGUCACCGGCCAUUCAGGAAGUCUUCGGACGCUGAAGGUCAAGUGCCGGCGUCGAUGGAGACCAUGCUCCCGCUAGCUUACCCGACGCGCGCGCUGCUCAGCGCUGCUGAAUGUACAUGUACGCGACAAUCAUUACAGACCGAUUUGUGAUUCGUGAUCG
This is a messenger RNA of Ceraceosorus guamensis, 1429 nucleotides long. RefSeq lists its product as hypothetical. Gene Ontology annotation, biological process: cell division; positive regulation of protein phosphorylation; signal transduction. Gene Ontology annotation, cellular component: nucleus; cytoplasm. Bases 356 to 1117 code for a protein of 253 amino acids. Lineage: Eukaryota; Fungi; Basidiomycota; Exobasidiomycetes; Ceraceosorales; Ceraceosoraceae. The record is from RefSeq and is a predicted model, not a curated record. The transcript has 4 exons. Gene Ontology annotation, molecular function: protein kinase activator activity.